This is a messenger RNA of Euleptes europaea (tarantolino), 906 nucleotides long. RefSeq names its product syntaxin 4 (gene STX4). Gene Ontology annotation, biological process: intracellular protein transport; exocytosis; vesicle fusion. NCBI's taxonomy places the organism in Eukaryota, Metazoa, Chordata, Lepidosauria, Squamata, Sphaerodactylidae. The record is from RefSeq and is a predicted model, not a curated record. The coding region runs from base 1 to 906 and encodes 301 amino acids. The transcript is spliced from 10 exons. Gene Ontology annotation, molecular function: SNAP receptor activity; SNARE binding. Gene Ontology annotation, cellular component: endomembrane system; SNARE complex; plasma membrane.
AUGAGGGAUCGAACGCUCGAGCUCCGAGAGAAUGAUGACAGCUCUGACAAUGAAGGAGCAGAGCAUGUGGCGCUGGUUGUGCGGCCUGGAUCAGCAAAAUUCAAAGACUGCCCAGAUCCUACUGACGACUUCCUCCAAAUGACUCGUGGUAUCCGUGAGGCUCUGAAGACUCUGGAAAGCAAAGUGUUAGAUCUAGAGAAACACCAGAUCACAAUUUUGGCCACACCACUUCCUGAGGAAAGCAUGAAGCAAAACCUACAGAAAUUACGUGAGGAGAUCAAGGACUUGGCGAAGGACAUUCGGGCCCGUCUGAAGAAGAUCGAACCCAAGAAGGAUGAAGAAGAUGAGAAUCGGAACUCCAUCAAGACCCGCAUGAAAAGGACCCAGCACGGGAUCCUGUCUCAGCAGUUCUUGGACCUGAUCAAUAAGUGCAACUCGAUACAGUCAGAGUACCGAGACAGGAACCUGGAACGGAUAAGGCGACAGCUGCAAAUCACUGGCAGUGGGGUGGUGACAGAUGAAGAGCUGGACCAGAUGCUGGAGAGUGGGCAAACAGAGGUGUUUGUCUCCAACAUCAUGAAGGACACGCAAGUGACGAAGCAGGCGCUGAACGAAAUAGAGACCCGGCACAGUGAGAUUCUCAAGCUGGAGCGAAGCAUCCAGGAGCUGCACGAAAUGUUCAUGUACCUGGCCACGGAAGUGGAGCUGCAGGGAGAGACGAUUAACAGGAUAGAGAAGGCCAUUCUGGACUCAGAGGACUACGUCAAGAAAGGGCAGAUCCACCUCCAUACAGCUCAGGAGAACCAGAAGAAAGCCCGCAAGAAGAAGGUCAUGAUCAUCAUCUGCCUGAGUGUCACAGCAGUCGUCAUCAUCGGCAUCAUCUGCAUCGCAGUUGUGGUUGGCUAG